AUGCCGACGCUAGACCUAGUGGAAAAGCUAUGGAUCGUGAGGUUUGCUCUUGGUUUCGCGACCUUCUUCGCGGGCGUAGUCGUCUGGGGCUGCUCACUCCGGCACAAUCGGAGGCGAUAUGAUCCAGCUCGCUUCGCGUUUCUUCUCCAAAGGAUAUUCAUGGGCUUCUUUCUCCUCGCUUGUCUGCUUGAUGCUGUGGCUUUUCUCCUGGUCUCUUUGCAGACGACUUUCGGGUUGUUCUACAGCCCCGAUGCGAAUUACAUUAUUUCUUCGGCAGCAUCAUUCUUUAUGAUGCUCACGGAAAGCUUAAUAUUUGUUAUGCUCAUUCAUCUGCUAAGUGGGAUCUCGAUAAGCCAGCUUGGUAGUCUCAGCGACACUGGCAAGGUUCUGAGUCCGAUCAGCACCACUCUAGCUGUUCUCCUUGGCAUUCUCUCGCUCGCAAUCUUUGCUUUGGAGCUUGUCAGGCACUAUAUGAGAAGCUCCUCAUGGAACUUUUACCCAUGGGCGAUCAGCGUAUCAUUUCGGGGAUUGGAUAUGGUUGCGUCGAUCCUCCUGGUUGCGCGCUCCAUUCGAGUAAUGGCUAUCUCACGGGAGGAAGGUCGAUUGGCUAAGGCCUCUAUUCUGGCGCUUGUUUGUUGUGCAUUGGCACUCACGAGGUCAAUCUACGGACUCGCCAGUGUUGCCGGGAGCCGAUCAACAUACUGGAUAUAUCUCCACGUGCUGACGUAUAUUUUCGAGGUCUGGCCCAACUUCGCUAUAUUCUGCAUCACUUUCGUCAUUGGCAGGGACAGGCAGGAUGGCCUCUGGUCUCUUCACCAACCUCCUCCAGCAGCAAUAUCCAGCGAGCUUCAGCAAACCACGUUGAUGGAUCUCAAUAUUCCACAGCAGCAGCCCUCACCGUAUUACGAUCCUCAAACGGGGCAGACGUGGCAAUCAAUGGGGGGAUACAGACAGCCACAGGAACAAUACCGGUAUUAUCCACAACAAGCUCUGGCUCAAGGAAUGUACGCCACCACGCCCGAGUCGUACGCCUCGCCUCCUGAGCUGCCACAAACUGAAUUGCAACCACCUUUGCCGUUGGGUAGAUCACAACGCUCUCCAAGUCCGAUUUUGUUACCGAAUACACCGGCUUCUCACGGUUCAGUUCCCAAUGCGCAACUGAGUCCUAUUCCGGGAUUUUUACGAAGAUGA
This is a messenger RNA of Clonostachys rhizophaga, 1191 nucleotides long. NCBI's taxonomy places the organism in Eukaryota, Fungi, Ascomycota, Sordariomycetes, Hypocreales, Bionectriaceae. The record is from the annotation of a GenBank genome assembly.